Messenger RNA from Cuscuta epithymum, 952 nucleotides. NCBI's taxonomy places the organism in Eukaryota, Viridiplantae, Streptophyta, Magnoliopsida, Solanales, Convolvulaceae. The record is from the annotation of a GenBank genome assembly.
UUUUUCUGUUUAUACUAGUAUUUUUUUCAUAACAAAACUUCAACACACGCAAGUACCAAAGAUAAAUCUAAUUAGAUUUUGCUUGAUCCCCCCGACGCCCACUCAACUUAGCAGGCUAGGAGCUUCAGCUUUGUAUAUACGGAGUACGUAUAUACCAGGUAGUUAGGGAUGCUUCGAUCGGGGACAUGUAAUCAUAUAUCAAUCGGCAUCCCUUCGCAUGGUUAUUUGGUUAGCGCAAGAGCAGCUCCGAGCAUACUUGGUGCGUGCGUUAAAUCCAAGAAAUGGAAAAUGCAUUCAAUUGAUCAUCCGAAUCAUGACCUAAUGUUCAAUGAUGACGAAAAGAAAGAGUGGGAUUCUUGCAGACAAGCUUUCUCGUCAUUCAAAUUCAGUGCUGAGGAAGAAGACAAGAUACUUGGAAAAGCAUUUGGACAUAUCCAUACACCAUAUUGGUAUGACGAACGGAAGAAAGAGAUUCCACGACUUGAAGCCGUGAAUGAAACCUUAAAUUACCUAAGGAUGAAUUUGAACCUCACCGAUGAUGACAUCUGCAAAGUUCUUAAGAAGUUUCCGGAGGUUCUUGGAUGUAGACUUGAGGAAGAAUUGAAGAACAAUGUGCAAGUUUUGGCAAAGCAAUGGGGGAUUGAAGGUAAAUCUUUAAGAAACCUCCUCCUUCGCAACCCCAAGGUGUUGGGUUUCAAUGUUGACUGCAAGGGAGAUUGUGUCGCCAAAUGUACACGCUGUUGGUCCAGGUUUUAAUUGGCUCGUUCGAUCACUCUUAUCAUCCAUCAUUAUAUCAUUUCAAUCUGUAGAUAUGUGUGUUUAUGGGUGCUCUUUUUUACACCAUUCUUGUUUGCGAGUAAUUUUUAUGAGAUCAGUGAAGUGCUUACCAUUUUGGAAUACAUACACUGUAACCUAGAUAUAGUAUAUAUUCAAUAAUAUUGUCAAGUUUGAU